This is a messenger RNA of Poecilia latipinna (sailfin molly), 5937 nucleotides long. RefSeq names its product anoctamin 8a (gene ano8a). Gene Ontology annotation, molecular function: chloride channel activity. NCBI's taxonomy places the organism in Eukaryota, Metazoa, Chordata, Actinopteri, Cyprinodontiformes, Poeciliidae. Gene Ontology annotation, biological process: chloride transmembrane transport. The coding region runs from base 174 to 3413 and encodes 1079 amino acids. The record is from RefSeq and is a predicted model, not a curated record. Gene Ontology annotation, cellular component: plasma membrane. The transcript is spliced from 18 exons.
CACGAAGUCACGACUGGUACGCAGAACGUGCGGCUACAUGACAUAUUUAUGUUCCUCGUGCUCCUCCCUCUCCUCCCUGACUGCUACACACACCAGGCUGUCAUUUCUACUGCCAGCAGCCAUGUAUUAACAGCAGCCUCCUCCAGGUUCUGACGGCCGUCUUCCUUCACGCAAUGGAGCUUUUGGGCACCAAUACGCAGGCGACCGCUGAUGCCGACUCUGCGACAGACGGCAGCAGCGGCGCCGCAGACGUCGACGGUAGAGACGGGGCAGGGGAGAGGAUGGAGAAGACGGAGAGGACGGUGCCCAGUGAGCACCAGGACAGGACCAGCAACCAGCAGCAGCAAACCGCCGGGGUGCUCGAUAAACUGUUUGGGAAACGACUUCUGCUGGCCAGACAUUACAUCAACUCUCGCAAGUCCUGGUUAAAGAUGGUUCCCACACAAAACUGUGACAUCCUGAUGACUUUUCCAGAUACAAUAGAUGACCACACUCUGCUGUGGCUCCUGAAUCAAAUUCGUGUUGGAAUCCCACAGGUCAGCAUCCAGGUCCGGCAACAUAAACACACCCAGACCCACGCCUUCUUCAUCGCAAUAACAUUUGAAAACCUGCUGCGAGGAGCCGAGCAGAUGGGCAUGUACAAGACUGUGAAGCCACAGUUUGGUGGUGGCAUGCGCCGCUUCUCCUGUGAGGAAGACAACAUCUAUGAGAACAUAGAAAGCAAGCUUUGCUUUUUCACCUCGCAGGAACGUCAGAGCAUCAUUAAGUAUUGGCUGGAUAACCUGCGUGCCAAACAGGGGGAGAUGCUCCACAACAUCCACUUCUUGGAGGGGCAGCCAAUAAUUCCAGAGCUAAUCGCUCGGGGAGUGAUCCAUCAGAUGUUUCCUCUUCAUGAACAAAGAAUACUCAACCAGCUGAUGACUUCGUGGGUCCAGGCUGUGUGUGAAAGGCAGCCCCUCGAUGACAUUUGUGACUACUUUGGAGUGAAGAUCGGCAUGUACUUUGCUUGGCUGGGUUUCUACACCAACUCCAUGCUCUACCCUGCCGUCAUCGGCUUUCUGCUCUGGAUACUAGCAGAAGAUGAUCAGACCAGCCAGGAUAUCUGCUGUGUGGUUUUUGCUCUCUUUAAUGUCGUCUGGGCAACUUUAUUUCUGGAGCGCUGGAAGCGGCGAGAAGCGGAGCUGGCCUACAGGUGGGGCACCCUGGACACCCCCGCCGAGUCCUUGGAGGAGCCCAGGCCCCAGUUCAGGGGUGUGAGGCGGUGCAGUCCCAUAACAGGCUGUGAGGAGUUCUACUACCCCGCCUGGAAGAGAGCCAUGUUCAGAUGGCUGGUCAGCCUGCCUGUCUGCCUGCUCUGCCUCUGCUUCGUCUUCCUCGCCAUGCUCCUCUGUCUUCAACUGCAGGAAGUGGUGAUGGAGAUUCAGGAGCUGCCUAGUAUCACAAGAUUCAUCCCUAAGAUACUUCUGGCCAUCACUGUAACUGUAUGUGAUGAAGUGUAUAAGAAGAUUGCCUACUGGCUUAAUGACAUGGAGAACUACAGGCUUCAGAGUGCCUACGAGAACAAUUUGAUCAUCAAGAUGGUUUUUUUUGAAUUCAUCAAUUCUUACCUCAGCCUUUUCUACAUUGGAUUCUACCUCAAGGACAUGGAUCGACUGAAGGAGAUGCUUGCUACUCUAUUGAUUUUCCGCCAAUUCCUGCAAAACAUCAAAGAAGUCCUUCAGCCAUAUCUCUACGAGCAAAGCAAGCUCGGCGUCUUCACCCCAAAGGUCUUAUGGGAGCUCCUACAAGUCAUCAUUCUCAAGUAUGGGCGUCUGGCUCUUGGGAAGGCACAAGCCUCAAUUACCUCCUACUCCUUCUUGAGUCCCAGAGGAAUCUCAAACAGUCACGCCACAAAUUGUAACCAGGAACCAAGGAGAAGAGGAGAUCUGAAAGCUGGCUUCAGGCUCUCAGAGGAAGAGUGGGACAUGAACGACAGCAUUAUAAAGCAUCGGAAAGUCAGCUUCACCGAGAAGGUGGACUACAAGAAUGUCAAGACGGAGACCCAGGCUGUGGAGGACAGUUUCCUGGAGGACAGUCCGACGCUGGUGGAAGACGGGAUGGAUCCAUCCAGUAUUUUUGACAGUUGUGAUGAGGACAGUGACUGUGAAUCGCUGUCUCAGCAGGAGACCAAGGAGAGUGUCAGUGUGUCCUCUUCAAAAGAAUCCGAUUCCAUCUACCAGAGAAGGAGUGUAGGGGAGGGGAAAGAUGACAAGAAAUCUUGGAUGGAUCCACCAGAGGAAACCAAAACUGUUGCUUUGACUCAGGCUGAGAUAGAGAGUUGUAUGCAGACAUAUGAGGGAACACUUCAAGACUACCAGGAGAUGUUCAUUCAGUUCGGCUACGUGGUGCUCUUUUCCUCGGCCUUUCCCCUGGCGGCCAUGUGUGCUCUUAUCAACAACAUCAUUGAGAUACGAAGUGAUGCCCUGAAGCUGUGCACUGGCCUUCAGAGACCGUUCGGACAGAGAGUGGAGAACAUCGGACAGUGGCAGACUGCAAUGGAAGCCAUGGGCUUGAUAGCCAUUAUAGUUAACUGUUACCUGAUUGGUCAGUGUGGCCAGCUUCAGCGUCUGUUCCCCUGGUUGAGCCCAGAGAUGACCAUCAUCUCCAUUGUCUUGCUUGAGCACUUUGCAAUCCUCCUAAAGUACGUCAUCCAUGUCGCCAUCCCUGAUAUCCCUGGCUGGGUAGCAGACGAGAUGGCCAAGCUAGAGUACCGACGAAGGGAAGCUUUCAAGAAACAUGAGCUGCAGGCACAGCAGCACUUCCAGCAGCAGCUUCGGCGCCGCCGGGAGGAGGAGGAGCUUCACCGUCAGGCCGAGCUGCAGGCAGAAGCUCAUCAUGAGAGCGACUACCACAAGGCGGACAUGCAGCACCAGCACCACCACGACAAAUCACAGGGCAACAAGCCUGGUGACAAGCCCAAGAGGCCCAGCUCCCUGCUGGGGAAUAACAAUGUGAUGAAGCUCAAACAGAUUAUUCCUCUCCAAGGGAAGUUCUCCUCUGGGUCGUCCCGGUCACCAGCUCAGUCACCAACGGGAGGCGAGGCAAAGCUGCCUGGAUUUCUGAAGUUCCUAAAGUCACCUGAAGUGAAAAAAGAGCCAGCGGCGGCAUCUGGAGGAACACCAGGCUCAGCAGUGAUGUCUUCAGCUCCCCCGGGUGGACAGGAGAAGCCACAAUCCCCUAACAGAACAUUUAGUCCAGGGAAGCUGUUUAAUUUUAGCAAAUCAGAGGGUACGGUGGUGUGUGCUAAUGGCACACAGCAGCCGAACCAGGCUACUAACUCUCAACCUAACACAACCACAGAGGAAUUACCCUCAAACGAGUCAGAUAAAGGAGAAUCAAGACUACAGACUGAUUUAGAAAACCCGAAGACCUAACAAAUGAUCACCCACAGCAAUGUCAUAUUAGGAAGGGAGAAAAAUGUACAAAUGAUCAUGAAAAAUGUAGAAGCACUGAUGCACUCCGGUGUUAAACCACAAGGACCACAUGCAGCAAGUGUUCAGCUUUUACUCUUGAUGCAACUCCAUAAAGCGUGCCACUGUCUCUGUAUACACUUAAUUACCUAACUUCCAUGUAUAAACUGUACAGUAAGUGUCACUGAUUCUAUGGGGGUUCAGUAACAGUGCAGCCUGAUCCGAGACAGUACCAGAGACAGAAAGGGUCCAGAACCAAGACAGUAGAAAGGCAGUUUGUAGGUCAAACUUCCAGCUCCAAGUUGGUGCUGGUACUGGAUGCAUGUACCAGCACCACGCAUGCGCAGUGAACAUGUGCAUGCGUGACAUGUUCACUGUCUUUUCAGUUGCAAUGCACGUUCAAAGCCAUUGGGAUUCUUCUGCACUAGGUCAGAUAUAGUCACUGUGACCAUAAAAAAAAUCUAUUUUUCCAAACUUUGAUUUUCUAUGAAUUUAUUUUACUACAUAAUUUAGUGACUGUAACUAUACGAGGCAAAUAAAUGUCACUCAGUUCAAUGUCCAUGUGAGAGAAACAAGAAAGGAGGAGCUGGUGUUGCUUCAUGAGAGACCAUGCUGCUGCUGGGUUCUGAUGCCUCCAGGCAGUGGCAACCACAAGGGAGGUGAGGGGCAAACUCUACCCUAUUGGUUCAGCCACCACUGUUUAAACUUACAGUGAGGCUGAAAAGAGAGUACAUCCUGUUUGUUCUUGGGUUUAAUGUAUAUUAGGACAUUAUAAAAUUUCACACCAAACCAAAUCCCAAGAAAAAACAAUUAUAGCAAAAUCUAGACUUAUUUCAUGUGACGGAGGUCAAACUGUUGUGUUCACAGCCAAACAGACUUUAAAAAGAAACUGCAAGAAGAGUUAAAAGGAAAUAAACAAUAUAAUUAAAAAAUCUAAGAAAGAAGUGGCAACAAUUUAUCAAGAAGUUGAUAUAAACAAACCACUAUUAUAAUAAUUAUUAUUCUUUUAGAAAACAAAGAAAAUGUUGCAUCCAAAAAUCGACAUUUUCCAGAAAAACUAAAAACAAGUCUAAUUUAUGUUCAGGAGUCCAAAUAAAUGUUUUUUUUCUUCUGUCUGUUCAACAGCAGCUUUUUGUUCCGUUUUGAACAAAAAGUAAACCAUGAUGGAAACACUGGUGAAAAAACUAAGUUCACCUAUGGUGCCUUCAUGGGACAUUAGAGGGGCUGUAGCAGCCUGGUGUUCAUUAACUGAUUAUUAUCAACAUAGGCACCACCAUGCAAUUGUUAGUUAUGACAGCUCAGUAUUUGUUUUUAUUUAUUUUAAAAAGUUAAACACAGAGUCAGAUUUUUUAAGUCUUAAUUUCUUCUAGUUUUGAUGAUUACGCCUCACAGAUCCUGGAAACCCAUCAUUCAGUGUCUCAGAAAAUCAGAAUAUUGCUUAACAGACAUGACAGGCUUCUGAAAACAAUGUUUAUUUCUAUUCCAUUAAUUUUUGGUUGGGGCUCCUUUUGCAUGAAUUACUGCAUGAAUGCGGUGUGGCAAGGAAGAGGUCAGCCUGUGACCCAGGUAGCUUUUACAGCGGCCUUCUGGUCAUCUGCCUUGGAUCUGGAGUGUCAUCUUCCACUUAACAGUCCAGAUAUUCUCUACAGGGUUAAAGGUCAAAUUCACAAAUUUUUGAAUGGAUUCUUCUUGACAAUCAUCUCAAAGCUUCAAUUAUGUUCCUGGUGCACCUUGUUCUAAAUAACAUUUUCCUUCCAUUCAACUUUCUAUGGAUAUACCCCAGAUACAGCCUUCUGUGAACCAGCAGCUUCUUCAGCAAUCACCUCUUGUAGCCUUCUCUCCGAGUGGACAGUGUCCAUCACUGUCUAAUGCUCCAGUCAGAAUGUUGUGUCUUAUCAACCCAGACUGAGAGGGUCAGGAAACCUCUGCAGGCGUUUUCAGUCGAUUAGCUGAUUAAGGUGUGAACCGUGAGUUUUCAGUGUUUAAUAUCUCCACAGUGUUCUUAUAUUGUGAGAUACUAAAUUGAUGGUUGUCAUUAUCUUUAGGACAUAGUCAUCAAAAAUAGUAGAAAUAGAGACCUGAAAAAUCCCAGUGUGUGAUGUAUCUGCACAUGAGUCACUUUCUGUGAAAGUGACUCAUGUGAUAAAAACUAUAAAACUUUUUAAUAAAAUGUUUUAAGUGCAACUGUAAUCAUGACUGGAAAACAUUUAGAAAAGAAAAGUUGUCUAUCUUCACAUUGAUCACCUUCACAGUAUUCCAAAACACAACUGUCAGACCAUAACGCAUAAUACAAUGUUUCUCAACAUGGUUUUUCUACAAGGCCUGCUGAAUCAUGCAGUGUGGAUGAAGGUACAGUUUUGUACAUUCAAAUGAAAUUCAAAUUGAAAUGAUUUUUUUAAAGGAACAGGUGAUUUUUAUUGUACCCUGAUACAUAAAAUCCAAGAGCUGAAACAGGGUGUACUUUCUUCCUGUCAUGACAGAAGAAAGG